Molecule: messenger RNA, 909 nt
Organism: Plasmodium gallinaceum
Lineage: Eukaryota; Apicomplexa; Aconoidasida; Haemosporida; Plasmodiidae
Product: conserved Plasmodium protein, unknown function
Exons: 7
Coding region: 1-909 (302 amino acids)
Biological process (GO): poly(A)+ mRNA export from nucleus
Cellular component (GO): nucleus
Source: RefSeq, a predicted model, not a curated record
AUGAAUUAUCAAAAUUUAAAGUGCUCAGAAUUAAAAGAUUUAUUAGCCAAAAGAGGAUUGCCAUCUCAUGGAAAAAAAAAUGAAUUAUUAGAAAGAUUAUUAAAAUAUGAACAAAAAGAUAAUGUAAAAUCAUCAUCAUAUAUAAUAGAUAAAAAUGAUAAUAGUAUCAAUAGAGAGAAUGUUGAAUUAUUUGUAGAAGAAAAAGGAGGCAUAAAAAAUAACAAUGAUAUAAAUGUUAAAUCUCCAACAAAAGAAAAAUUUGAUGAAGAUAAAAAUAAUAUGGAAACCAAUAUAGGAGUAAAAGAAAAUAAGGAAAAUAAAAAAAAAUAUAUAUCAAUAAAUAAUAAAGAAGAAUUAAAUAAAGGAAAUUUAAAAAAAAUGAAUGAUUAUAUAAAAAAUAUAUUAACUACUAAUAAUGGAGAGAAUUCCAAAUAUUACGAAAAUGAUAAAAUAAAAAAUAAUGAAAAAACUUGUGUAUCUAAAAAUAUAGAAGAUACUCAAAAAGAAAAGAAUAAUUUUUUAAAUGAUAAUGAUAAAAAAAGUAAAACUGUUAUUCCACAAAUAACAUUUUCUGAAUCAUCUUUAUCCAAUAAAAAUACUUUAGAAAAAAAUAUUACUUCAAAAGAUGAUAAAGAUACUUACAUAUCAGAAGAAAAAAAAAGAGAAUUAAGAAAAAAAAGAUUUGGUUUUGUUUCUACAGAUGAAGUUCUUGAGUCUAGAGCUAAAAGAUUUAGUAUUAUUACUCAUAAAAUGGAAGAAGAAAAUAAAAGAAAAAGAGCAGAACGAUUUGGAUUGAAUAUGAAUAAACUGAAUGAUGUAGAAACAAAAAAGAAAAGAGCAGAAAGAUUUGGCUUAAUGAAAGAAAGUGAAAAGUUAAAAGCUAGAGCAAUUAGAUUUGGAAUUAUGUAA